Messenger RNA from Syngnathus acus (greater pipefish), 1319 nucleotides. It is a transcript of the gene yjefn3, whose product is annotated as YjeF N-terminal domain containing 3. The coding region runs from base 264 to 1004 and encodes 246 amino acids. The transcript has 6 exons. The record is from RefSeq and is a predicted model, not a curated record. Gene Ontology annotation, molecular function: NAD(P)HX epimerase activity. Gene Ontology annotation, cellular component: mitochondrion. Lineage: Eukaryota; Metazoa; Chordata; Actinopteri; Syngnathiformes; Syngnathidae.
CGCCUGAACCAAUCAGCCGUCUAGUGUUGCCUCUCCUGAUUCUUAAUUGGUCGCCGCUCUUUGAGUGAGUGCGCUGCUUUUCAGUGCCACACAGUGGGGAAGAGACGGGAGACUGCCGAGGACCAUCUGCAUCCGGACCAUCCAUUGUGAAAAGCGACUGUUUGUUCAGAGCAGAGCAUCCCCGGGGGUUCUUUGGUUGAGGCGCGGCUCUUCUUUUAUUGUCUUUUCAUCAGUCCUGCUGGGUGACAAACAAGACGGACAAGAUGAAUCACAGCUCAGCUGAAGCGGAGACCGAAACCAUAGAGCCGCUGCGUUACCUCAGUAAAGGCGAAGCGAGCGCCAUUGAGACAGAACUCAUGCGGGACUACAAGUUUGGACAACAGCAGCUCAUUGAGAUCUGGGGACACGCCUGCGCGCUCGCCAUCUCAAAGGCCUACCCUCUCAACUCUUUAGCAAAGAAGCAGCCAACGGUGUUGGUGAUCUGUGGGCCAGAACAGAACGGCUCCAUCGGCCUGGUGUGUGCACGACACCUGCGCAUGUUUGAAUAUGAGCCCACCAUCUACCACCCAAAGCGAUCCCCUCACAGUCUGCAUCAGGAUUUCACGGUUCAGUGUGAGAAGAUGGACAUCCCUUUCCUCUCGUAUCUGCCCACAGAGGUCCAGCUCAUAAACGAUGCUUACAAUUUAGUGAUUGACGCCAUGCUGGGCCCUGAGGAUGACGCCGUGGACAUUAAGGAACCCUACGCUGGGAUUCUGGUCACGCUCAAGCAGGUCAAGAUCCCCAUUGCGAGUGUGGAUGUGCCAUCGGGUUGGGAUGUCGAAGAGGCAGGUGAGGACGGGAUAAGCCCGGAAGUGCUUAUCUCUCUGACAGCACCAAAGAAGUGCGCCAUGAGUUUCUCGGGAAAGCAUUACUUGGCCGGACGCUUCCUGCCGUACGAUAUCCAGAAAAAAUACGACCUCAACCUCCCGGAUUACCCGGGCACAGACUCUCUUAUCGAACUGUAACGCACGGGAAACAUUUUGAUAGCGUCUCUUGGUUUUGCAUCUUCCCGAUGGGAAACAAACAAUAAUGUCUCAAUCGUGUCUUUCGGGCCUUAGUCGCAUUUGCUGUUCAGUGACAGUAGGAGGAUUUAGAACCUGUGACCUGGUGUAUUUUUCUGGACAAGCUUGAGCUGUUUUUGGUGUCAGUUUCCAAAUAAGAACUGUAGCAUUAUACAUGUUGGUUUUAUUUAACUAAAGAGAUUGACCUCUUUUUUUGUUUGAUACUGAAGCGUGCAACUGCUUCAUUUUUAUUUGCAUUCAAGCAAUAUUUUGUUUUAU